Symbiodinium pilosum is the source of this 1191-nucleotide messenger RNA. Lineage: Eukaryota; Dinophyceae; Suessiales; Symbiodiniaceae. The record is from the annotation of a GenBank genome assembly.
AUGGCCUACAAGAUCGUUUGCGUCUUGUCGCUUGUCUCAGUCACAACUGGAGCUGAAGUCAGAUCACAUCAUCCUCUCCGAGAGAAGUUCGACGGCUUCCGUCAGAAGUAUGGCCGAACAUAUGCCGAAGGCUCGAAGGAGUACGAGCAUAGGUUUGCGUUGUUCAGCCAAGCAGCUGCAGUGGCAGAGCGUUUCAACAGUCGCCCAGGGCGUUUGUGGACCGCUGGCACUGGGCCGCUGGCCGAUCGCAGCGAACAGGAGCUGCAGUCGAUCAGGGGCUGGUUUGGAAGCGCCCGGCAAUCACGCAGAGGCAACCUCCGCGUGGCCUCGCUAGCGCAGCUAGGCUCAGCAGACAUUCCCAAGGAGUUCAUGAACUGGACCUCCCUAUCCUCUUUGGAAAUGGUCCGGGACCAGGGGGGUUGCGGAUCUUGCUGGGCGGUGACAGCAUCCACGGUCCUGGACAGCCACGCAGAGAUCUACAAAUCCAAGCAGAGGAGCUUUUCCGCCCAGGAGCUCGUGUCCUGUGUGCCCAACCCUAAGAAAUGUGGUGGCUCUGGGGCCUGCAGCGGCGCCACGGUAGAGCUUGCCUUCCAGUACGUCAUGGAACACCCCAUGCAGACGGCCAGAGAGAUCCCUUACGAAGCCGUGGACGGACACUGCGAGGGCGCCUCCUUACUCCAAGGCGGUAACCAUGGUGACACGGACUUGGACGUGGCAGCAGUGGGAUUUCACGCCGCCGCCGCGGAUGCUCCAGGACUGAAGUUCAUGACUGGUUGGGAGCGGCUGCCAGAGAACGGCUACUCGGCGCUGCUGCGCGCAAUAGGCGAGCGCGGUCCAGUUGCGGUCUCUGUGGAUGCCACUGCCUGGAGCUCUUACAUGUAUGGCAUCUUUGACUCUUGCGAAAAGGAUGCUGUAAUCAACCACGCUGUGACGCUCGUGGGCUACGGCGUCGAGAAGGGUCAGAUGUAUUGGACCAUCCAGAAUUCCUGGGGUCCUAACUGGGGUGAGGAUGGCAAGAUCAGGCUUCUCAGACGGGAUGAUGACGAGAGCUACUGCGGCAUUGAUCACCAGCCCGAGGAAGGUACAGGAUGCGAAGGUGGCCCCAAGCAGGUGAAAGUCUGCGGCAUGUGUGGCAUCCUCUAUGACAACGUUGUGCCACAUUUUCGAAAUCCUGAGCCUUCUCAGGCUUGA